Messenger RNA from Prunus armeniaca (apricot), 621 nucleotides. Lineage: Eukaryota; Viridiplantae; Streptophyta; Magnoliopsida; Rosales; Rosaceae. The record is from the annotation of a GenBank genome assembly.
AUGUCCUCUCCUCUGUUUGCCAGCCUCACUCACUCUCCGCCUAAUCAAACACCGCCCACAAAGCUUCUUCAAGACUGGGAAUUCAUGGCUUCCUUCUCUCAGUCUCAUAAAAGAAAGCCCACAUCUCCGUUAAUGGUGUUUCCCUUUGCACUUCUCCUGAUCAUUCUCUCAUCCUCUGCCUAUAGCGACGACACGCUAUCAGCAUACGAGAUGCUUCAACUAUAUGACUUCCCAAUCGGCCUUCUUCCCAAAGGAGUAACAGGCUACGAGCUAGACAGGGACACCGGCAAUUUCAAGGCGUAUUUCGACGGAACCUGCAGCUUCUCCAUUGAAAACUCGUAUCAGCUCAGGUACAGAUCCACCAUAACUGGUGUUUUGUCCAAAGACAGGCUCAAAAAUUUGAAGGGCGUGAGUGUGAAGGUGCUCUUCUUCUGGAUCGACAUAGUGGAAGUGGUUCGAAAUGGCGAUGAGCUACAAUUCUCCGUGGGGAUUGCUUCAGCCGACUUUUCAAUCGACAACUUUGAGGAGAGCCCGCAGUGUGGCUGUGGAUUUGCUUGUCAACAGUUGAUGAGUAGCGCCGUGCCAUCACAUUCGGUGAGAGCACUUAUGAAGUCUAACUAA